Cercospora beticola is the source of this 1317-nucleotide messenger RNA. RefSeq names its product CFEM domain-containing protein. The record is from RefSeq and is a predicted model, not a curated record. NCBI's taxonomy places the organism in Eukaryota, Fungi, Ascomycota, Dothideomycetes, Mycosphaerellales, Mycosphaerellaceae.
AUGGCACCAAAUGCGUUCGCGAUGCUACCGCUGUAUUUUGUCGCCGCGGUGGCAGCAGUGGCGAUGGGGGUUGACCUGCAGCCGAACAUUACAUUCAAUCAGGCCAUGGGACUACUCGCUACGAUGCCACCCUGCGGAUCGAAUUGUCUGCUCCAGAAUAUCCAACAGUCCGACUGUGCACUCCAAGAUCUGAAGUGCGCCUGCAACAGCGCCAAACUCAACUAUGACGCCCAGGUUUGCGUGCUCGGGCAUUGCAGUAUCAAACAAGCUCUCACCACGAAAAAGAUCAGCACGAGGAUAUGCAACGAGCCCAUUCGAAGCCGACAGUAUACCGUACACUAUGCCAUCAUUGGUUUCUCUCUGAUGACUGGCGCAUAUGUUUUGCGCAUGAUACCAAAGAUGCAGUUGGCAUUCAACAAACGAAAUCUGACACAACUCUGGUGGGACGACAUGGCCAUCUCCUUCUCAAUGUUGAUGCAAAUACCUGCCAUUACGAUUGCACUCCUCAUCACGAAAGCUGGGCUGGGCAAAGACGUCUGGGAAAUCCCAUUCCCGAACAUCACCUGGAUACUGAAGCUCAACUAUGUUGGCUCGAUCAUCUACACAUCAACCUUGGGGUUCAUCAAGAUCUCUCUGCUCCUGACCUACCUCCGCGUCUUCCCGAGUCAAGGAUUCCAACGCUGGGUCUACUUCUGGCUGGUUAUUAACUUUUGCUUCGUCCUCGCGGUAGUUCUACUCUUUGCUACUGCUUGUCAGCCGACUUCGCAUUACUGGCACAGAUGGGAUCUCGAACACAAAGGACACUGCGUAGACAUCAAUGCGGGAGCCUGGUCUGUCGCUGCGAUAAACAUGGCACUUGAUUUCAUCAUCCUCUUCCUCCCAAUGCGACAGUUGUGGGCCUUACAACUCAACAAACGGAAGAAAUUCAUGCUGUUCUUCAUGUUCGGUCUCGGAGGCUUCGCGUCGAUCGUCAGCAUCUUGCGGCUGCACGGAAUUCUCAAAUACGCUCAAUCGAAGAAUUUAACAUGGGACAGCGUGCCGACUUCGUACUGGUCAAGAAUGGAGGUACACGCAGCCUUCAUCUGCGCAUGCUUGCCCGCGAUAUACGUAUACCUGCGACGAUUCUGGACGAAGACCGUGACAAGCGUUACUGGCAGUAGCAACAAGAACAGCAGAGACAAACCUAUGUCGGACUGGAUGGCAUCCAUUGAUCGCCACGUGCGCGACAGGCAUUGGAAGUUCAAUAGUGUAUCGCGAACAAGACUCCCUACUGUUGGCGAAAGCGAGGAGGAACUGCCAGAAAUACCGAAAAAGUAG